AGGAGGCCUACAUGGCAAAACUGAACUUCCUGCAAGUCUUGAUUUUGAUUCAUUCUGGAGUCGAAUCUGCUGUGGUUAAACAUGAAUUGAUUGGUGGAAAACCUUGUGGCAACAAUGAACGGCACCAUCACGUGUGGGUUUUUCAAGACACACCUUUAGGAAAGAGUUUCUGUGGAGGGACUCUGAUCGACAAGAAGUGGGUGUUGACUGCAGGACACUGCUAUAAUGGAUCAGUGACUGGAAGUGUUGAAGUCUGGGCGGGGGUUCAUCCGAAUAGAGCAUUCCAAAAAUUUGCCAUUAACUCAGGUGACAUCCAUGUAUAUGAUGUAACUAAGAACACAGGUGACAUCAUGCUGAUCAAACUUCCUGGAUCUGUAAAUGUAAUCACUCCAGCUAAGCUUCCUGGCUCCUCCUGUCAGACUCCUUCUAAUGGAGAGAAGCUGCAGGUCGCUGGUCACGGAUCUACUGUUAACCCAAAUGGAACUUCUGACCUGAACCAACCUCUGCAGUGUCUUGAUCUGAAUGUCACAAACUGUCCUAGACUCUAUAAUAACUAUUUCUGUGGUGAAGGUCUUCCUAAUAACCCACCUGCCUACUCCUGCCCGGGGGAUUCUGGUGGAGGCUGGCUGAAGAAGAGGACUGGAUUAAGAGCUGUUAUCUAUGGUGUUCACGCAGGUGCAUCUACUAGGUGUGACAAAAUUUCCUUAUCCACAAGUGUGUGUGCUCCUCAUAUCAGGAAGUGGAUAGAUGAUAAAAUGAGUAUUCCCUGAGGCAGCACAUCCCAUAUGAGUCCUGUAUGAAACAGUAACAUUAGAGUUACAUAUGAAGUUACAGACUAUAUACUACAGCUGAUCUGUCACCUUGUACUUGUGUUACAAUUAAUAAAUACAAACAGCAUUCCAAUA
This is a messenger RNA of Electrophorus electricus (electric eel), 905 nucleotides long. Its product is annotated as chymotrypsin BI-like. Gene Ontology annotation, molecular function: serine-type endopeptidase activity. Gene Ontology annotation, biological process: proteolysis. Lineage: Eukaryota; Metazoa; Chordata; Actinopteri; Gymnotiformes; Gymnotidae. The record is from RefSeq and is a predicted model, not a curated record.